GGACGCGUUGUGCAGGAGGGCCUACGACGGCGGGGUAACGGACGGUCAACUUUCAUGGAUUUGUUCAGGGAAGACAAGGUUCAGGAUGAGGAUUCCAAUGAUUCUGGAUUGGAAACAUACCAGGAAGUAAUUCACAGUGCUCCAGGAGAUGAAAGCACCAACAGGGACCAGGAUGAGAUGCAUGCAGGAUCAAAAAGACACACGACUGAUGUCAGUGUCCCGUCAGAGGACAGCUCUCAGAGGCCAGCGAAGCGGAGACGGCGGGGCCGCUCCCGUGUCUCGCGGCUGCGGCCCGGCCGGCUGCUGCUGGGCGGCACCAUCACCGACCCUCUGAACCUCACCAGCCUGCCGCAGGCCAGCUCUCAACGGAAAGGACGUGGCGGCCCAGCUGCUGCCACGGGGCCACCAGAGACUGUCCUUCCGGAGGCCGCCCCUGCUGUCCCAAGCGCUCCCACCACCCUCACUGCCCCCACUGCCCCCACUGCCCCUGCUACCUCCCUUGGCCCCACAUCCCGGACGCCCUCAGUCAUUUUGACUUCCACGAUCCCCCCUGCUGCCCCGACAACCACAGCUCCGACGGUGCCCACUGCCCCCACUGUCCCUCCUGCCCGUGCCCAGUCGGCCACCUCGGGCCCCGCACCACUGGUCAAGUUCAAGCCGCAGGGUGACCGGUUCAAGUACGGGAACUACAACCGGUACUACGGCUACAGGAACGGCGCCGAGCGGGACCGGCGGCUCUGUCCGUGA
Messenger RNA from Pollicipes pollicipes, 747 nucleotides. RefSeq names its product oleosin-B6-like. The transcript has 5 exons. The record is from RefSeq and is a predicted model, not a curated record. Bases 55 to 747 code for a protein of 230 amino acids. Lineage: Eukaryota; Metazoa; Arthropoda; Thecostraca; Pollicipedomorpha; Pollicipedidae.